AUGGAAACCUGUACAAACUUGUGUACUCAUUUAAUCUAUGCAUUUGCCAUUAUAAACUAUGCCAAUAAGAUAGCAGGCAGUGAGUGGAAUGAUGUGGCCCUCUACUCAACCUUUAACCCAUUUAUAUUCAUCAAGUCUUCCAUAGAAUUCCUUAGAAAGCAUACAUUUGAUGGACUGGAUUUAAGAAAAGAUUAUGCCCUACAAUAUCAAAGAGUCCAUGGAGCACCUGUUGAGAAGUUAUUGAUGGGCUUUGCCACUUAUGGCCGCUCCUUCACCUACAUUCAGAGAGGUGUUGGUGCACAUUCACUGAGCAGGGAGGAGAAUUUAUAG
Molecule: messenger RNA, 330 nt
Organism: Xyrauchen texanus (razorback sucker)
Lineage: Eukaryota; Metazoa; Chordata; Actinopteri; Cypriniformes; Catostomidae
Product: acidic mammalian chitinase-like
Exons: 5
Coding region: 1-330 (109 amino acids)
Biological process (GO): chitin catabolic process
Cellular component (GO): extracellular region
Molecular function (GO): chitinase activity; chitin binding
Source: RefSeq, a predicted model, not a curated record